Messenger RNA from Symbiodinium sp. CCMP2456, 7805 nucleotides. The record is from the annotation of a GenBank genome assembly. NCBI's taxonomy places the organism in Eukaryota, Dinophyceae, Suessiales, Symbiodiniaceae.
AUGUUGACGUUUUACAUAUGGGUGGCAGAACGAGCAGAGCACAAGAAGGUGCAUCCUGCCGGCAUCCACAGAAGAAAGCCCAAGGCUUUCGAGCUUAUCGAUCGGGGCAAUGCCGAACUGGGCAUUCAGCCCACCGUGAGCGUGCAUGGCAAGAUCUUCCAGAUCUGCAACAAGUCGCUGUUCGUCUUUGGUCUAGAUGGCUGGACCAGACGGUGUGUGAUGAGUUUGGUUGGAUGGGUAUGGUUCGACCGGAUCAUCCUCUUUCUCAUUGCAUUGAAUUCAAUAGGCCUCGCCCUGGUGGACUGGCGGAGUGACGCCAACACAGGUUUUAACGGGUUCUACAACAACGUCUUGGACCUGGGGCUCACGAUCUUUUUCACCCUGGAGGGCAUCUUGAAGGUUGUCGCCUGGGGCUUCUUCUGGGACAGAAACUCUUAUCUUCGAGACGCCUGGAACUGGCUGGACUUUAUCGUGAUCUUGACAGCUUGGGCGACCUAUCUGCCAGGAGGUGGAGCGGACAGUCUUGGCUUCUUCCGUGUCUUCCGCGCCUUGCGGCCGCUGCGGUCGCUAAACGCGGUUCCGCAGAUGAAGGUGCUCGUGAACACGGUCAUUAGCUCUGUUCCCCGCCUCGGCAACGUGUCCGCUGUGGGAGCCUUCCUUUUCCUCGUCUUUGGCAUCGUAGGUGUCACUCUGAUGAGCGGUGUUUUUAAUCGGCUAUGCCACACAGCUCAGAAUCCCGUUCUAGUCUUUCAAAACGGCACUGGGACCCAGUGUUGGUCCUGGCCCUAUGCAGACGACGACCGCCUGUGUGGCGGUGCCUACAACUGCGAAGCUUCUGGCGGCUUCUGUGGUGGCCUCGAAGAGGACCAACGGGAGGAGCUGAGGCCCCACUUCGGCGCGAAUGGCAGGAUGAACCUGCCUUGGUGCGCUGGAAGUGAGCCCAAAAAGCUGACACCCGAUUCGGAGUACAUGAACUUCGACAACAUGUUGUGGGCUUUGCUAGUUGUCUUCCAAUGCAUGACAAUGGAGGGCUGGACCGAUAUCAUGUACCGCGUGCAAGAUGCCUACGACUUUGUGGCUGCCACGGUCUACUUCUUCUUGCUGAUACCGCUUACUUCUUUCUUCCUGCUGAAUGUAGCGCUGGCCGUGGUAGACGAGGCCCGCGCCGACUUUGACGAGGAGGAGGCAUCGGAAGAAGAAGAGAGCAAUGAAAAGGACGGAGAAACCCUUCGAAAGUCUCUUCUAGGCGAGGACGACGAGGAUCCGGACGAGCAGCCGCCUUGGCUGGAUUGCAGUCUCGUGCAUACCUGCAGAGCCAUCGCCUUCAGCGAGUGGUUUAUGAACAUUAUCAUGCUCUUUAUUGUCAGCAAUGUCAUCACGAUGAUGAUGGAGAGCUUCCCGCCACCCGGGGCUCCCCAGCAGGACAUAGUGGGUUCACUGGAACUUACCUUUCUGGUGGUCUUCUGUGUGGAGAUGGCCGUCUUGCUGACUGCGCUAGGCCCGCACAAGUACUUCUCGAAUCCAGUGACGGCUUUCGAUGGUGUCAUCGUGAUCACUUCUGUCGUCCAGAUGUGUGUUGGGCAAGCUGGCCCGUUUACAGCGCUGCGGACGCUGCGCCUCUUCAGGGUCCUGAACAAACUGGCCAACCGUUGGCCGUCUUUCAAGGUGCUCCUGAAGGCAAUGGUGUUGACAGCCAUUUCACUGAAUUACUGGCUCAUCCUCUUUGCGCUGGUCCUGUACAUUUGCACGCUUAUGGUGCAAACAUUCUUUGCAACGGAGUUUCACUUCAACGACCCUGACAGUUUCGAUUAUGUGACCAACCCUGGUGAGUUUUGGUGUCCUGGGACGGAGAAUGAGAAAGAGGCAGCUUAUCGUCAGGACUGCAUCCCGCGUGCCAACUUCGACACCUUCCUUUGGGCUCUGGUUACCAUCUUCCAGAUCAUGACAGGUGAGAACUGGAACACCGUGAUGUACGCAGGGAUGCGAGCUGCAGGUCCUGGUUUUUGCCUCCUAUUCGUGCUGCUUAUCCUUUUUGGUCAGACGCUUUUCCUCAGCUUGUUCCUGUCCAUGCUGAUGUCCAAGUUCGACCACGUACAGGACAGCUUGAACCAGCAAGAGGACUUGCGAAGAGAACACACGGCGCAGCGACUCAGAAAAAAGUCGCUGGAAUCGUGUUCCAUUGAAUUUCCAGAGAGUCCGAAGCCGGCGAGCAGCCGCGUGUUGCACUCCGCCAAGAGCAUGGCGGAGAGCCUCUCCAGCUUCAAGCGGUCCCUCACCGAGAGGGACACCUGGCCAGUGGGCUACGCAUGGUUCAUCUUCUCCAAGACCAACCCCGUUAGGAAGCUCUGCCAUUGGAUCUUGCACGCCCAGGUCGAGGUCGGAGGCUGCAAGAUCCUGUGGGUUAAAACACCCAAAAUUCGAUUGGUCUUUGAUAACUUCAUUCUGCUAUGCAUCCUGGUGUCCACGGUUACCAUGGCCAUGGACUCUCCCUUGGCGGACCCAAAAGAGCCUUUGACGAUCUUCUUGCGCGGUGCAGACGAGGUGUUUGCCAUCAUCUUCAUUGGAGAGAUGGUCAUCAAGCUUCUUGCUUUGGGCCUGAUCUGGGGCGAGGAUGCCUACUUGAAGAGCUCCUGGAACUGGCUCGAUGGUGUAGUGGUCAUGGUCUCCAUCAUUAACAUGGCCAGCUCCAGCUCCACGGGCUUCCUGAAGACGCUCCGCAUCCUGCGUGCUUUCCGGCCGCUGCGCGUCAUCUCCCGCAACGAGAACCUGAAAGUCGUGGUACAGACAAUCUUCGCUUCCAUGCCUCAUCUGCUGACCUUGGUCAUUGUGGCAAUGCUCUUCCUUCUGAUUUUCGCUUUGUUCGGGCUGUCUUACCUUAAUGGCACAUUUUUGAUGUGCGAUCUGGCGACCGAGCCGGGCCUUGCGAAACAGCUCGGUCAGGACUUUACAACACCGUUGUGCUUUCCACCCGCAAUAGAUCAAGUAACCGUCUCCGGUGGCCUGACCCAUGGCCAGUUCCAGCCAAGCACAACGAGCUGGGCUGGCAACACCACAGCCUGUCCAGGUUCGCAUUACGUGGAAUAUCAGCGGAUUACAGCAGACACGCCUAUUUGUAUUGGGCGCUGUCUCCCUGAAGGCUACUCCACGUUUACGCAACCGGAAUGGCUCUGCCCAAAGGCCCUGACCAUGACGGAAGAACUUCCAGCAGCCUGCGGACCUGAAGUCACAAGGAACAUUUCCGCUGCUGAACAACGAGGGAUUGCGUAUGUGGACCAGAUGACUCGAUCCCUGGUUCUUCCCUGCGGUGGGAGUACUGUGAACUCCACUGGCCACAUGGUACUUACGGCACACGGGAUGAGCUGUGCUGACCUUUUCUGCGGCGAGGUCGACGAAGAGGUGAAGACCCAGUGCCGUGCGACUUGCAGCCAGGCUCCGUACUUCUGCGUGGAUGCAUGCGGGCCGGGAUUAGAAGGAAGUGCCCAAUGUGAGUCCUGCAAGUACGAGUGCGAGGCGCAGUGCAGGUGCCCAGAGUUCUGCGAGGGCCUGAUCCGAGAUGCUGCGCUCUGUCUGGAGCAGGGCUCGAGGUGGGUGCCAACUAUCAGCCAAAACUUCAACAACAUUUGGUUUGCAAUGCUCACCCUCUUUGAGAUUUCGACCACGGAGGGCUGGGUGGAUGUGAUGUACUCUGCUGCAGAUUCUGUGCAGCCUUACGUGCAGCCCAAGAGAGACAACCAAGAGACGCUGUGGGUUCCGUUCUUUAUGCUGUACCUUUUCUUCAGCAAUAUGUUCAUCAUCAAUUUGAGCGUGGGCGUCAUUGUCGAUAAGUUCAUGUCUAUGAAGCAAUCCAACACUGCGGUGAUGCUGACAGAACCGCAGAAGAAUUGGGUGAACUCCAUCAUGAGCCUGUACUCAAGGCGACAGAUUGUCAACCUCAUGGACCUUCACGAAAAGCCCUGGUUGAGACGGAAAUGCUACGAGCUGGUAUCCAGCGAAUUCUUCGAGACCAGCAUCAUGGGUGCAAUCGUGAUCAACACACUGUUCCUGGCAGCCAAGAUCACUCCCACCCCGUUUCCGGAGUGGGAGACAUUUCUGGAGACAGUGAACUAUAUCUUUGCCGGGAUCUUCACUGUUGAGUGCGUGCUCAAGAUAUUCGCUUUGCGAACCAACUACUGGGGAGACCGAUGGAACUGCUUCGACUUCACAUGCGUUGUUGCCACGAUUGUGGGCAUUGUCGUCAGCAGAGCCUCCAAUGUAGACGGCUCACUUGUCCGCGGAACAGAGCAGAGGCAAAGGUCAUCCGUCUCAGAGAUCUUUGAGCACUUUGGAACUUCAGCAUCUUGCCUGGUGGACUUGUGGACUCCUUCCACUGGCAAGCUCCCUCGCGACCUGGCUCUGGCCGUGGCCGACGAGGCGCCUGCAGAUGAGGGCGGCUUCAUGACCAAGGUCUUCGCCGCAGCAGCCCAGGGCUGUACCGCCGCGCUCGUGGCCGCGAUCCUGUCCGCCAUGUGCGAGCCCCUGGUGAACAGGCUGCUGGUGAAGCGCAUGACCGUGGCCCAGGCCUAUUCUGAAGUUACCUUCAGCCUCGUUGCCAACUUCUUCCUCACGACCUUCCCGACGAACAUGCUGAAGUUUCCAGUCUUUGAGGUCAUCAACAGGGCCAUGAUGUACACUAGCCUCUCCCCCGGUGUGAGCGGUCUCAUCAGCGGCUGGCUCUUCUGCACGAUCAUGCUCCCCGUGACCAACUACCGCUUCCGCAAGUCCAUGGGCUGGGAGAUCAAGGCCUCCCUCCUCUACCAGGCUUACAUUCCCACGGUGGCCCGCGACAUCAUCUACGGCUGGGCCCGUGGACUGGCCGGCCCUCGCAUCCAGGAUGCGCUCGCCCCAACCACCUUCACGCACAAGGCCAUGGUCUUCGGGCUCACGAUCUGGGCCUCCUGCAUCAUCUCAUCUCCUUGCAACGAGUGGCGUGGAUACACCCUGCAGCCUCCUGACAAGAAGCUCCCCUUCAACAUCUACUUCAAGCCGAUCAACUACGCACGCUCCACGGGUAUCGGAUCCACCAUCAUGGGAGUGGCCCUGUGCUUCGGAAUGCUGGUGACACCCUAUGCUGAGGAGGCCUUCGCAUACAUGAAGGAGCACACUGCCAUUGCGAUGGCCAUCGUGGCUGUGUUGAUCAUCGUGGUUGUCAGGAUCGACCCCAUCAUCCAAGUUAUCCGCAUCUUUCGCAUUGCGAGAUUGUUCCGGCUACUACGAUUCUUGAAGGGCUUGAACAAGAUCUUCAUGGCAUUGUUGAUGUCAUUACCAAAGCUCAUGAACGUCCUGCUCAUUCUGUUGCUCUUGCUCAUCCUUUACAGCAUUCUGGGCGUCAGCCUUUUCUCGACGACCAAGCUCGGAGAGACUUUGAAUGUUCAUGCGAACUUCCAGAACUUCAUUCUGGCAUUCAUCACGCUGUUCCGAGCCUCCACAGGGGAGGCCUGGAAUGAGAUUAUGCACGAGCUGGCGAUGACGGAGGUGGAGCUGUACAAGCAGGGUGAGUGGUGCUCUCCGGUGGAGCUUUUCGACACAGAGGCCAAAUUCGAGGUGCUCAAAGACAAGUGCCUCAUCGAGCACCCGAAUAGUUGUGCGCAGAGCCCUUACUUUUCCUUCUGCUUCUGGGUGACCUACACCUUGCUGAUCACCUUCAUGGUCAUGAAUCUGGUGAUAGCCGUGAUUUUAGAAGGCUACGAGGAUGGCAAGGAGAGCCCAGCUUCAGAAGUUGUGGACGUCUGCGUGAAGCUGUGGCUGAAGCACGACCCAGACCACAGACUGUCACUGCCACUGGGAGAAGCCUUGAGCUUCAUCAACAAGGCUCUCAGAGAGGUUGACGGGCACCACAGCUACGCAUCUGCAUCCAAAGGCGAUCGUCCAGGCUCUUCAGGUUCCGGGUCCGGACUGCAUGUCCUGCAGUCGCUGCCGAUGAAGUACGUUGCCGCGCUCGACGUUCAGGUCGGCGAGAACGGACGGGUCCAUUUCAUCUCAGCGUGCAAGCAGGUUAUGAGAUUCGUCUGCCUCGGGGACGAUCUGGCAAGUCUCGAAGACCUUGACACAGUUGAGGAACACAUGGACAAGAAGCAGCGUGAGAAGCUGCGGAGGCUGAUCGAAAAGAGCGAGCUCCGCAUCCACAGCAAAAUUGCGAAAGACGGCCUAGCAGAAGGCCUUAGCUUCGCAACCAGCAAAGGAAAGGAAGGCAAGGGCCUGGGCGCGGGGAAGGUCCCAAUGAAGGACUUGAAGCAGGAGGUGGCGGCUUUGAAGCUUCAGACGGCCUUCAAGGGAAUCCUGAGAGGCAAGAGCAAUGGAUCCUUGGACAAGGACAAGGCCAAAGCGAAAGAAGCCAAGGACGCAGAUGCAGCACCGUCCACGUCACCCGCAGCUAAGCCUCCUAUCGUGCCUUCGGCGGUCAUGGCCUCAUCCAACCCCAUCACCAUCGCGGCGGAGCUCACGGCGGCAUUGGGCGCCGCUCGGCGCAUGGGAUGGGUCCCCGUGCUGGGGGAGAUGACGGCGGACGCUGUCGCCGACCUCAACGACGCCGCCCAGGCGGCGAAUCUGUUGCUUGAGGGCACGGCGGCUGGGAUGAGCGGCGCCGGGAUUCUGGAGAAUAUCCCCGAGGUCGGCGAGGAGUCCGACGACGAUGUGGUCCUGGGAGGUCCACUGGUGGCGACGGGAAUGGCCGGCAGAUCUGCCUCGGCGGCGGCCUCGCCCAAAGCCGCGGCGCCAACGCCUAUUGCGCCUACACCACCGACGCCUUCUGCGGCGGGGACCCGGAUUGCGCCCGUUGCGGCGACGCCUCCUGACCAGUUGGCGCCGCUCCCUAUGGCUACUCCGACGGCGAUCUCUACGGCAUCUUCACCGGUGGCCGCGGACUUCUUCAUCGGCGCCGCCACCAAGGCCAAGGCCAAAGCGCUGCUGGCGGCGCGCCUGGCGGCGAUGGAGGCAGAAUCGGCGCUGGCUUCGGGGGCCACCACACCGACGGCGCAGCCCAAGCACCAGGGGUCAGCGGCGACCAACAUCCCGCCUACGGCGCUGACGGUGGACCCCAGCCGCGAGCAGCCCGGCGAUGGCCACAUCCACCCCGACCUUGGCAUCGCGGCGUCGGUGACAGUUCCAGCGGCGGCGCCACAGCAGCCGAUGCAGACCGCGGUUCCUAUCAAGGCGGCGCCGGCAAUGCUCAGACAGCAGGCGGCGACCGUGCCAAGAAAGGCGGCGCCGCCCCAGAUCAGACAAGCGGCGCCAGCCGGGCCGGAGGCAGCGCUGCCAUUCAAGGCCGCGCCAGCACCGCCGAUAGCGUCGCCAGCCACCCAGGCCGCGGAGAUGCCUGUGAAGGAGCCACUCGACGAGGCGGCGCUGGCCAGGAUCAGGGCCGCGGCGAAGCACACCAGCUUUCCUCCGGUCGGCCAGCGCCCGGCGAACGCAAGCCAGCGGCGCUCUUCGGUGCCAACAGAGGCGAUGCGAGCCGAGCGGCGGCGCCGGGAGGCCUCAGCACAUGAGCGGCGCCAGUUCGAGGCGUAUGACCCUCGACGCUGGGGCGGCCAGGCUCCCUGGACGGCGGAAGAAGCCGGGGACAUCUCGGCGGAGUACUUCGACUACAAGCGGCGAAUGGAGAGGGCCGGCGCGUCCGCAGAGGAGACCCCAGUCCCGGCGAACUUGCGGCGCUUUGCCUAUACCUCCCUCCAGGAACUGAGGGAGAUUGAGGCCAACGGCGCGGUGCCCCGCCCACCGACGCCACGCUGCGGCGAGGACAGGCCCGAGACGGACUACCCGUUCUUGCG